Staurois parvus is the source of this 355-nucleotide messenger RNA. The record is from the annotation of a GenBank genome assembly. Lineage: Eukaryota; Metazoa; Chordata; Amphibia; Anura; Ranidae.
UGCAGGAGAUGACCAGAGACUGCGGACACAGUACAGGGAAUGACCAGAGAAUGCGGACAGUGCAGGGAAUGACCAGAGACUGCGGACAGUGCAGGGAAUGACCAGAGACUGCGGACACAGUGCAGGGAAUGACCAGAGACUGCGGACAACAGUGCAGGGGAUGACCAGAGACUGCGGACACAGUGCAGGGAAUGACCAGAGACUGCGGACAGUGCAGGGAAUGACCAGAGACUGCGGACACAGUGCAUUGAAUGACCAGAGACUGCGGACAGUGCAGGGAAUGACCAGAGACUGCAGACAGUACAGGGAAUGUCCAGAGACUGCAGACAGUGCAGGGGAUGACCAGAGACUGCUG